AUGUCUACUAUGUCAACUCCAGCUUCAUCUUCUAACAAUGCUACCGAAGAAAAGCAGGCUCCCACUUUAGCCGAACUGGUUAGAAAGUACAAUACAGAAAAUCUUAUCGAAUUUUUGAAGGAACAAGGGGACUUGCAACUUAACGAAACUCAUUUCGAAAUCUUACGCAAUGAGGAGAUUGCUGGCCGUGAUUUUCUCAAGUUGACUGAGGAAAAACUUCAUAGCUACGGAAUGAAAGGUGGACCUGCGACGAGACUCGCGGACUUCGCCAAAGAGGUCAAGGAGAAAAAAUUGAGGGCGUUUUCAUCAUACCGUACUCUGAAAGAUUUUAAAGAAGUAUUGGGGAAGUAUAGCAUCGACGGCGAUAGUAUAACGAGUAUUCCGCAAUUCCAACCAGAAACCCACACUCUUGAUAAAGAAGACAAAGCUUUUCGCCAUUGCAUCUCGGAUAUAAUAGUAAAACUGAUGAACAUGGGAACAGUAGCUGACAGCAAUGAAGCCAUGCGCAGAGAAUAUAUUUCUGCAAUCCUUCACGCGUCGGUUCAUAUAGCAAGAAAUGUUACCAGGAAAGAGAUAAAAAUCCGUCUAGAACAAGAAAUCGUAGGUGAAGAAUCAUCAGGUCGGGCCGACUAUGGUAUAACAGAUAUAGAGGAUUUAUUAUGCGUUGCAGAGGGUAAGCAAAAUUUGCCAGCCAUUGGGUUUGCCCAAAACCUUGUCCAGCUUGAAAGUUCGUGUCAGACAAAUCAAAAGAAACGGAAGGCGAGUGAUGCAUUCGGAAAAUCGGACUAUGAAUAUUUAUAUGGCAUCGUUUCAACAGGCACGGACUGGUACUUCAUCUUAUACACGACGGAAGGCAUCUAUUGUACCAGUGAAACCGAAUACCAUAUCCCACUCGCCAAGUCAGCACUCAAAGACGAUUUGGAUUUGAAAAAGAGCGUAAAAAAAGUAAUGGAAACCAUUGUAGGUUUGUUGAAGGAUAGAGUAACGGUAGAGAAGGCACCUGAUGCUAAAAAGCGUCGGGUUGAGGAAAAAUAUAUCCACUGA
Paraglomus brasilianum is the source of this 1044-nucleotide messenger RNA. Lineage: Eukaryota; Fungi; Glomeromycota; Glomeromycetes; Paraglomerales; Paraglomeraceae. The record is from the annotation of a GenBank genome assembly.